Ustilaginoidea virens is the source of this 588-nucleotide messenger RNA. RefSeq lists its product as uncharacterized. Gene Ontology annotation, molecular function: protein tyrosine phosphatase activity. Gene Ontology annotation, cellular component: nucleus; cytoplasm. Lineage: Eukaryota; Fungi; Ascomycota; Sordariomycetes; Hypocreales; Clavicipitaceae. The record is from RefSeq and is a predicted model, not a curated record. Bases 1 to 588 code for a protein of 195 amino acids. The transcript has 2 exons.
AUGUCGAAUAGCCUCACUUCCUCGAGUCUUGAGAGCUUCCCCGCGCACGUCCAAGGUGCCCUUGACCUCGUGCAGCAUCAAGGAAUCAGUUACGCAGGACCACACGGCAUGGCCAGCCCAGCCGCGUCACAGGAUCCCCCACCAUGGUGGACAGCGUUCCCUGAGCCCAGAGCACUCGUCCACGCCUUGGAGCCAUCUGACGUUGCGCAGCUCGUACAAAGUCUCCCAUCGGGAUUCCCCAGCAGCAGCAAGGGCUUCCUCCUUGUUGACGUGCGGCGUACGGAUUGGCAAGGCGGAACCGUUGCCACGUCAAUCAACCUCCCCGCUCACACGCUGUAUCAAACACGGCCGGCGAUAUACCAGCUGUGCAAGCAAGCGGGCGUGAGAACCAUCAUAUUCUACUGCGGAAGCUCAAAUGGUCGCGGGCCCAGAUGCGCUGGCUGGAUGCAAGACUAUCUCGACGAGGUUGGCGACGCAAGCAUGACAGCGGCCGUCUUGAAAGGCGGCAUCAAGGGCUGGCAGAAGGAAUACAACGGCGAAAUGAUGGACGGGUACGAGAAAAGCUUCUGGGGAGAGCAAAAGGCAUAG